This is a messenger RNA of Entamoeba histolytica HM-1:IMSS, 1149 nucleotides long. RefSeq lists its product as uncharacterized. Gene Ontology annotation, cellular component: Sec62/Sec63 complex. Gene Ontology annotation, biological process: post-translational protein targeting to endoplasmic reticulum membrane; SRP-dependent cotranslational protein targeting to membrane. The record is from RefSeq and is a predicted model, not a curated record. Bases 1 to 1149 code for a protein of 382 amino acids. The transcript has a single exon. NCBI's taxonomy places the organism in Eukaryota, Evosea, Mastigamoebida, Endamoebidae. Gene Ontology annotation, molecular function: transmembrane protein transporter activity; RNA binding.
AUGGGAAAGAAAAAUUUAAAUGGAAUUUGGCAAUGUAUUAGAUUAAAUGCUAUGAUUACUCAAGCAUGUGGAGAGAAUGAUGAUUUCUUACAGUUACCAGACUUUAAUGAAGGUGGAAAAGUCUUUGGAAAGAAUAUGACAUUUGAACGUAUCACAAAGAUGACUCCAGAAGAGCGAAUGAAUUUAAUUAAUGAAAAGAUUGAUAGUAUUGAAGUAGAAAAACAACAUAAGGUUAUUGAACCAAAAAAACAACGAAGUGAAGUUAAGAAAAGAAAUAUAGAAAGUAUGAAAGAAAGAGUUAAAAGAGCAUUAGAUGAAAAAGCCAUUAAAGAAGGAAAAAAACCAAAAUUUAAUACUAAAGAUACUGAUGAACAUAAAACAAAAGAGAUACAAGAAAAUAUUGAGAAACAUGAAAAUAGUAUUGAAGAAAAUAUUAAGCCUAAUGACAAUCAAUUAGUUAAUGAAAGAAGAAAACAAAUUAUUAACUUCUUUAAUUAUUAUCCUACUAAUAUCACAUUUAUUGUUAGAGCAAUGAGCAUUACUGGAACAAGAAAAGUAAUUGCAGGAGUGCCUAUUCUUGUUACUAUUAAUGGAUAUCGUUAUCCUAGAAACGAAAAUGGUGAAAUUGUCCCACAAUGGAAGAGUAAAUUAGAUGAUAUUCUUAAUAGAGAAAAAGAAGAAUUACCAGAUGAUGCUGAAGAACUUCUCAAAAGUACUAAAGAAGAUUUUGAUAAAGAAGAAGAUGAAAUUGAUCCAGAAAUUCCAGAUGUGGAAAUUGUUCAUGAACCACCAAAAGAUGUUUAUGUUCAUAACCCAUAUUGUCCUAAUACCAGAUUAGAGCGUUGGUGGUUUAUUAUUACUGAUGUAAGAAAUCAAUUUGUUCUUAAUGCUACACACGGAUAUAUUCCUAUUUCUGAAUUGCCAUUUAUCACAAAAAUUUAUCUUCCUUCUCCUAAAGAAGAAGGGUCAUAUGUUGUAUUAUUACAUAUUAUUUGUGACUCAUAUCUUCAUUGCGAAUGGGCAUAUCCAAUUAAAUUUACUGUAAUUCCUCGUCCUGUUAGAAAGAACAAUAACCCACAACAAACAAAUCAAAAUGAAGAAGAAGAAAUGAGUGAAGAAAUGAGUGACGAAGAAGAAAGUGAUGAUUAA